AUUGAUAAUUCAAUUCACUAAUGAAACCUGACGAUACUCAAGAUGAAUCUAAUAUAUUAAAAAUCAUAGAGGAUAUAAGUAUGAAAAGAAUUUCAGACCCAUCAAUUCUACGUGAUCUAGGCCUACGGAUUUUUAAUAACAUUGAAAAUUUCUCAGACAAUUUUGAAGAUAUAAUAACCAAAUAUCUAAACGUUUAUCCCAAGACAUAUUCAUUGUUAUUUUUUAUACAAAAUUUUAAAAUAAAUGAAAUAAAGAUCAAUAUAUUGAAGAACUAUUUUGAAGAUUUAACUGAUGAAUUAUUUACUGAAAAUCUUGAUGAUAGUUUUUAUCGGAAUCAGUUAUAUUCUGAAAUAAUUGCAUUACCUCAUAAUAUAAAUACUUGUGAUAGUUUUUGGGAUUAUGAAAAAUUUAUUGAAUUUUUUUUUGGCAAAAUUAUUGAAUCAAUAAAGAAAUGUGAAUCAAAGCUUAUAUAUAUUUUAGAUAACUAUAGGAAUAUGGUGGAAAGAUUAUUACUUCUAUCUACUGAUUUAAAUAACAUAUUAAUAAUCAUGUUAGUUAAUAAUAUUAAUAAUGAAAAUAUUUUAAAUUUUUGGCACCAUUUGUUAAAAUAUUCCAAAAAAUCUAUAAUAGAAUUAGUAAUUUUACACUCUUUUUCUAUGGACCAGAAGAUUUAUGAAUAUGAAAUUUCUACCAAUAGUUGUCUCUUUAAAAAAUAUAUUUUGAUGCAAUUUAUUAACAAAUAUAUAUGUCAAAAAAUAUUUUUGAAUAAUAUAAUCUACCAUAAUUUAGUUAGUUAUAUUUUUAAUAUGGAAAACAAUUAUAUCUGCAAUGUUGUUGAAAAAUUAUGUGAUGAGUGGAGUGAAUUUAAUAACAUUUCUCAAGCAAGACAUAUCCAUUUAUCCAAAUUUAUGAUUACAGUCGGCAUUUAUAUGACACCUCAAUAUCAAAUAAAGUUUGCAGAUAUCAUUGUACCAAAAUUAUUGGAUGGGAUCUUGCGCCAUUUAGAUAGUCCUUUUGAAAUGGAUCGUAAAUUGGGGUGCGUCAUUAUAAAAUACCUCGCUAGCAAAAUGAUGACCGCGAAAUUUGAGUUUGAGGAUAUGCUGGAUCACGACUUCGAAUCCCGUUUUACUGAACUAUUAUCUAUAGCACAUAUUAGUGAACCUGCAGCUAAAGAAUACCACGAUACACAAAAAUUAUCAAUUCCAUGCUCUGAUCAAACUAUCAAAGAUAAUGAUAAUAAUUAUAUUAAUGAAAUUUGCCAAAAACAAAAUCUACCAUUACCCUGCUUAAACUUUAAUUUUGAUGAUAAUCGGAAUAAUCAAAUACCAUGUUUGGACGAAAUUAUUCAACAUUUAACCAUGUCCGAUGAUGACAAAAUAAAUGCAAAAAUUAGUAUUUACGGCAAUAGAUCCUUGAACAAUUCCACAUCCAAAAUACUACUCUUGCAAAACUUGCUUAAGGUCAUAUCGCUAGGGCCCAUAGAUUUUGAACAACAUUAUCAAUAUAUUUUUGAACUCAUAUUUUACCUAAAAACUCACGGGAAAGGGGAGAAACAACUUCGUUUUAGGAUAUUAUUCAUGAUUAUAACGCUUAAAUCAAAGGAAAUGAACGAUAUUCUUUCAAAAAAAUUUUUUGCUUACCCAUCAACAACCUAUAAUUUCACGCAAAAAUUGGAAAUUCUAUUAAUCAUUUCAUUGGUGGCCUCGCAUUUCAACAAAAGUUUAGGACGUCAUUAUCAAACUAUUUAUGGAAUCACCUUUUUCGAAGAUUUAUCAAAUUUUUCUAACGAACACGAUAUAAACAUUUCCUCUAUAUAUUUAGAAUCGUUAUUUGAAUGCAAAAUAAAUAGAGAUAUUGAAUUAUCUUCACUCGAAAUAUUUCUCUACCCAUGGCUCUACGAAUAUUAUAAGAUCAAGGAUAAAUAUAAAUCGGAAAAGAAUUGUAGGACCGAUUCCAAGGGUAAUUCUCUCAUCCUCGGGACCUUUUUAAAUUUUAUAUGCGAUAUAGCUCUCAUUUUUUACAACCAAUCGGGUAUCCAUUUUGCUUUAAAAGCUAUAUUCGAAAUUUUCGAAACCUAUCAUGAUUCGUCCGAAAAAUUUAUCAAGAGAUCUAUCCUUCAUAUUUAUGACAAAGUAUUUAGCAAUAUGGAUUCUAAAUCGUCAAUCAUAUCCUUAAAUUUUUUGGACGAAACAGGGGCCAUAAAAAAAUGGUUAAACCAGAGUAUUCAAAAUGAUAAUGACGAAAUUAAUAUAUUGUUAGCUUUUAAAAUUCUUGACAAAAUUUGAAAAACUAUUGGUAUAGAUAUAAUGUAACUUGAU
Molecule: messenger RNA, 2318 nt
Organism: Gordionus sp. m RMFG-2023
Lineage: Eukaryota; Metazoa; Nematomorpha; Gordioida; Chordodea; Parachordodidae
Exons: 10
Coding region: 21-2285 (754 amino acids)
Source: RefSeq, a predicted model, not a curated record